CGGCGGAGGGGAAAGAGAGGGAAGGGUCUUUGUGCCGCCCCUCGGCCUCCCUCGCUCUGGCUGCUGGGGCUGAAGGCGGAGGAGGAGGACCGGGAGCUUCCCUUCCUCCCGCUUUGGGCCUCGGGGGAGCGAUGGCGCGGCGAGCCCUUGCCGAGGAGAGACCUUCUCCGCCGGGCAGGGCGUGAGGGAGACCAUUGGAGAGAGAGAGAGAGAAAGGGCUUGUGUCUCUCUGUGUGUGUAUCUCGAGCGGGGCUGGCCUUGGCAGAGGAGGAGGAGGAGGCAGGUGGGCGGGGAAGGCGUCGCGGAGCGGCCGGCCCCAACGUGGCGGCGGCGCUGCUGCUGCUGCUUUGGAGAGGGAGCCCGGCGGAGGCAGAGGAAGAGGCAGCAGGAGCCCGAGGAGGAGGGCGGCUGGCCCCGGGAUUAAGGGCCAUGGGCAACGCCGGCAGCAUGGACGGGCAGCCGGCGGACUUCAGGGCGCCGCCUGGGCCACCGCUCAAGCUGCCCCUGCCGGAGCCCGCCGAGCUGGAGGAGCGCUUCAACGUCGUCCUGAAUGCAAUGAAUUUGCCUCCUGACAAAGCAAGGCUACUCCGGCAGUAUGACAGUGAGAAAAAAUGGGAAUUGAUCUGUGAUCAGGAAAGAUUUCAAGUCAAGAAUCCUCCUCAUACAUAUAUUCAGAAGUUAAAAGGCUAUCUUGAUCCAGCCGUAACAAGGAAGAAAUUUAGGAGAAGAGUUCAAGAAUCUACACAAGUUUUACGAGAACUGGAAAUAUCUUUAAGAACCAAUCAUAUUGGAUGGGUCAGAGAGUUUUUGAAUGAAGAAAACAAAGGCCUAAAUGUUUUGGUGGAAUAUUUGUCAUUUGCACAAUAUGCAGUCACCUUUGACUUUGAAAGCUUGGAAAACAAUAUGGAAAACUCAAUGGACAAAUCUAAACCUUGGAGCCGUUCGAUAGAAGAUCUUCAUCGAGGAAGUAACUUGCCUUCUCCCGUUGGCAGUAGCAUUUCCCGCUCUAGCAGGCAUUCUACACUGAGGUAUAACACCUUACCAAGCAGAAGAGCACUUAAAAAUUCAAGAUUAGUGAGUAAAAAGGAUGAUGUUCAUGUCUGCAUCAUGUGUUUGCGUGCCAUCAUGAAUUACCAGUAUGGAUUCAAUAUGGUCAUGUCGCACCCCCAUGCUGUUAAUGAAAUUGCACUAAGCCUGAACAACAAGAACCCCAGAACAAAGGCUCUGGUCUUGGAACUGUUGGCAGCCGUUUGUCUCGUGAGAGGAGGACAUGAAAUCAUUUUGUCUGCCUUUGAUCAUUUUAAAGAGGUUUGUGGAGAAAAACAGCGCUUUGAGAAGCUAAUGGAACAUUUCCGAAACGAAGAUAACAAUAUAGAUUUCAUGGUGGCGUGCAUGCAGUUCAUUAACAUAGUUGUUCACUCAGUUGAAGACAUGAAUUUCAGAGUCCACCUCCAAUAUGAGUUUACAAAACUAGGACUGGAUGAAUAUUUGGAUAAGCUGAAACACACAGAAAGCGAUAAGCUCCAGGUGCAGAUUCAAGCUUAUUUGGACAAUGUCUUUGAUGUUGGAGCUUUACUUGAAGAUGCUGAAACCAAGAAUGCUGCCUUGGAAAGAGUGGAAGAACUGGAAGAAAAUAUCUCUCAUUUAUCAGAAAAACUUCAAGACACAGAAAAUGAAGCUAUGGCAAAGAUUGUGGAACUGGAAAAGCAACUCAUGCAAAGAAACAAAGAACUGGAUGUUGUUCGGGAAAUUUACAAAGAUGCAAAUACACAGGUUCACACGCUGAGAAAAAUGGUGAAAGAAAAAGAGGAAGCCAUUCAGCGACAGUCCACACUGGAGAAAAAAAUUCAUGAACUGGAGAAGCAAGGUUCUAUUAAAAUUCAAAAGAAAGGCGAUGGUGAUAUCAACAUCCUUCCUGUUGGGGUGGCUUCUGGGACAUUAUCAUCUGGAUCAGACGCAGUGACUACCACUGUUGGGGGUUCAGUUUCUGGUACAACGUCUUCAGUUGCAUUGCCGCCACCUCCGCCCCCCUUGCCGCUGUCUGCAGAAGAAUCAGAAGCAGUUCAAAAUGGCCCUAUUACAACAUCGAUGCCUCCACCUCCUCCACCACCGCCGCCUCCCCCUCCGCCCCCACCAGCCCCCCCUCUUCCUGGUCCGGCUGCAGAACCAGUACCAGCGCCCCCCCUGCCGCCCCCACCCCCACCCUCCGCACCCCCUCUUCCAGGAACAGCCUCCCCCACAGUUGUUUUCAACUCAGGAUUAGCAGAUGGGCCAAUCAAGCUUUUCUCUGUGAAAAUCAAGAAGCCAAUAAAGACAAAGUUCCGCAUGCCAGUAUUUAACUGGGUAGCUCUGAAACCCAAUCAGAUCAAUGGGACAGUCUUCAAUGAAAUCGAUGAUGAAAGGAUCUUGGAGGAUUUAAAUGUGGAUGAAUUUGAAGAAAUAUUCAAGACAAAAGCCCAAGGUCCAGCCAUUGAUCUUUCUUCAAGCAAGCAAAUAACUCAGAAGGGGUCAAACAAAGUAACGCUAUUGGAAGCAAACAGAGCAAAAAAUCUUGCCAUCACUUUAAGAAAAGCUGGGAAGACAUCUGAUGAGAUAUGCAAGGCAAUUCAGGCAUUUGAUCUGAAGACGCUUCCAGUAGAUUUUGUUGAAUGCCUAAUGAGGUUCCUGCCCAUGGAAAAUGAAGUGAAAAUGUUGCGGCUUUACGAGCGGGAGAGGAAACCCCUUGAGAACCUGUCAGACGAGGAUCGGUUCAUGAUGCAGUUCAGCAAGAUUGAGAGGUUGAUGCAGAAGAUGACCAUCAUGGCCUUCAUUGGCAACUUUGCAGAAAGCAUCCAGAUGUUGACUCCACAACUUCAUGCUAUAAUUGCAGCAUCUGUCUCAAUAAAGUCAUCUCAGAAGCUCAAGAAAAUCCUAGAGAUAAUCUUGGCUCUGGGAAACUAUAUGAAUAGCAGUAAACGAGGAGCUGUUUAUGGAUUUAAACUACAAAGCUUAGAUCUGUUACUAGAUACAAAAUCAACAGACAGAAAACAAACGCUAUUGCACUAUAUAUCAAAUGUUGUGAGGGACAAAUAUCAACAAGUAUCACUUUUUUACAAUGAACUUCACUAUGUGGAGAAAGCUGCUGCAGUAUCGCUAGAAAAUGUUCUGUUGGAUGUAAAGGAACUCCAAAGAGGUCUGGACCUAACAAAACGUGAAUACACCAUGCAUGAUCACAAUACCAUGCUGAAGGAAUUCAUUCAGAACAAUGAAGGGAAGCUAAAGAAGUUACAGGAUGAUGCAAAAAUAGCCCAGGAUGCCUUUGAUGAUGCUGUGAAAUAUUUUGGAGAGAAUCCCAAGACAACACCUCCAUCUGUCUUCUUCCCAGUCUUUGUCCGAUUUGUGAAAGCAUACAAGCAAGCGGAAGAGGAGAAUGACCUAAGGAAAAAGCAAGAGCAAGCAUUAAUGGAAAAACUUCUUGAACAGGAAGCCUUGAUGGAACAACAAGACCAAAAGUCUCCAUCCCAUAAAACAAAAAGACAGCAGCAAGAGCUGAUUGCAGAGCUAAGGCGGCGGCAAGUCAAAGACAACAGGCAUGUGUAUGAAGGGAAGGAUGGUGCCAUUGAAGACAUAAUCACAGUGCUGAAGACGGUGCCCUUUACCGCUCGAACGGCCAAGCGUGGCUCUCGGUUCUUCUGCGAACCUGUUCUCACAGAGGAAUUCCAUUACUAAACUAUUCCUCUUUCAGACCCGGUGCUCUUAAAAAACAAAAAAGGUUGCUAUCUUAGAAACCAGCCCUACAGACGAGCCGAUGCGGUGAGGAGAAGCGUGCGGAGGCGCUUCGACGACCAGGCCUUGCGUGCUCUCAAUGGUGCUGAAAUAACCAUGUGAGCCGGACUGAGGAAACCUGCAUGUGUAAAGUAGGAAGUGUCCUUGAUCACUUCCUUCCCACGCGAACUCUCUUUGUGCUACCACUUUAAUUAUGGCCUUGAUCACAGUACAUUAACUUAUCUUCCGAAGGGCUCCGUAAUGACAGAAAGUGCAUAGGAAUGACGGGGAAAAUCUGGGCUCCCCACAUAACUGUAGCUACCAAGUGCCUAAAUUUCAAGUACCUGCUCAAAUUUAAUCAAAGCAAUAGGACUUUAUUUGAUUGGGUAUCUUUUUACACCAAUAAAUUUGUUCCGUGUUUUUAACCAAAAUGUAAGAUACAUAUUGUAUUUUUUGUCGUUACAUACAAUUUAGUAAGUAGCCUUCACUAGGCUUUCUUGAUACCAUGACCAGUUGUAAAUAGGCAAUACUUUGAUGUGAGCUGCUGUGGGCUUUUCUUUUCUUGUUAUUAUUAUUAUUAUUUCAGUACAUUCCUGAAUGAUUUGAGAAGUUAACUCUGAACUUGAGCUGCACUUAUUUUAGUGUUCUAUAUGCAUAUGUAGGUAUAUGCAUACAUAAGGACAAAAUAUGCUGUUAAAAUAAAUUGCGCCCUGUAAGAAAAUUUUGUUGUCUUAGUGGGAGAAAACAUCCAUAAAGCAAAAGUUGACAUAGAUUUGGGUACAGUUUGUAAAAGUUAAAGAUCACUGGGAUAAAAGAAAGGUUUGCGUAGUGGGACUUCUAUUGUAAAUAGGAUGUGGUAAUGCAAGGCUUAUAUGAAAUACACAUUUGCCUACUUUCAAAUUCUACCUGGUACAUACCAGUAGGCAGCAGAGGUAUUGGUGAAAAGUUUGAACAUAUUGCGAACACAGAAUGAUGUAUGAAACUCUGGUUAUUGUGUUCUUCACGUAGAGGCAGCUUUUGGGUAACUUUUAUUAUUUAUUAAUUAGCACUAAGAUAUUAACUUCUCAAUAAUCAGUAUUAGAAUUCCUGAGGACCGCAAACUGUUCAGUUGUCAGAACAGUGAAAACCUGGUGCCCAACUUUAAAAAAUUGGAUGCCUUCCAUGCACAACCUUCUAUCUUCAUGCUGCACAGACCAGAGAUUUGGGAGCCAGCUCACGACAAUCCAAGUUGGAUCAGGAUUUAAUUGGACUGCAGCUAACUAUGGAAUUGAUCGCCUCGCUUCCAAACCUGAAUUGGAAACACUUUAUCCUAAUCCACUCAAUAAUAUAAACCAAGACCAAGUACAAUGUGGAGUCAGACUUUUAAAUAUAUCUGCACUGUGUUUCUUUUGGUCAACAUUUGGAUUUCAAAGGGAAUGCAUAAGCCAUUGAACGUAAUGCAGUGCAGAAGGAUGUACUCGUUUGAAAAAACGAUUUAUGCUAACGGAGUCUCUUCCAAAUCUAAUCUAAGUGCUUAUAUUUUCAUCUUAAAGCCAAUUCAAGCAUCUCAAUCAGGCUUUAAUCUUCUAUACAUUCAUCUAUUUCUAUAAGGCAGGGCACCAAUUUGUUCUGAAGUCAGGAACUGGAAGUUACGGGAUACCUUGCUUACUGCUUACCUUUGCUGAUAGCACUGCAACACUAUGUUAAUUGUAAAAAUUUCUUGUAUAGUAUUUAACCACUUAAUUCUUUUCUUUUUUUAUGUUGUGCUUAUGUGAACCACUGGUAAAGGUCCCAUAUUCCUUUGAUAAUGUGUAGCUAUAUGAUAAUGUUUUUAAAUGUACAGAUAUUUUGCUACAAAAUUGGUGCUUUUUUAUGGUUUUUACACUUCUCUUUAAUUCCUACUCUAGCCUCGGGGUAAUAUUGUAAAUAUUGUUUAAAAUGCAUCAGCCUGAGCUAUACAAUCUGAAUGUUAUUUUAACUUAUAGUUUUGUUUUUAUAUUUAACUAAAUGGACAGUUUGGGGGCUCAGAAGUUAUUACAUUGACAUCUGCUUACCUAUUGACAGAAAGUUUAUUUUACACAAUGACCAAUAGCAUUCGCAGUUUACAGCAGCGUGUACCUGACCUGCCAGGGAGAACAUGCCACCAUUACAGCUUUUUUCUUUACAGAACGACAAAUAUUUUGACUUGGUUAUCCCUAUUUAUGAACCCUCAAUUUGAUAAGAUAAUUUAACAGCAGUGAAAAAUGCUGGCAAAACUCAAAACAUACAAAAAUAGUUUCAAAUGAACAAAUAGGUUGUAAUAUUGGCAUGUUCUCUUUGAUAUUUUAUCUAGUAAUAGACCUGCUUCUUAGCAAUAUUAUAGCUGUUUUAUAAAAGCAGUUCAAGUUACUUUUCUGAUCUGUUCAUGGCAUAUGAUUGAAUAAACUAUUUACACUACUA
This is a messenger RNA of Anolis carolinensis (green anole), 6162 nucleotides long. It is a transcript of the gene fmnl2, whose product is annotated as formin like 2. NCBI's taxonomy places the organism in Eukaryota, Metazoa, Chordata, Lepidosauria, Squamata, Anolidae. The coding region runs from base 430 to 3708 and encodes 1092 amino acids. The transcript is spliced from 28 exons. Gene Ontology annotation, biological process: regulation of cell shape; cortical actin cytoskeleton organization; cell migration. The record is from RefSeq and is a predicted model, not a curated record. Gene Ontology annotation, molecular function: actin filament binding; small GTPase binding. Gene Ontology annotation, cellular component: cytosol.